Molecule: messenger RNA, 1441 nt
Organism: Coregonus clupeaformis (lake whitefish)
Lineage: Eukaryota; Metazoa; Chordata; Actinopteri; Salmoniformes; Salmonidae
Product: kininogen-1
Exons: 7
Coding region: 141-1265 (374 amino acids)
Biological process (GO): negative regulation of blood coagulation; negative regulation of endopeptidase activity; positive regulation of cytosolic calcium ion concentration
Cellular component (GO): blood microparticle; extracellular region
Molecular function (GO): cysteine-type endopeptidase inhibitor activity
Source: RefSeq, a predicted model, not a curated record
GCACUGUCUCAUUUUAUUUGAACAGGUCUGUGUAGGCGAAUAGACUACAGUCAAUCAUUUCAGAAGUAGGAGUCCAGUAAGGAACGAGAUCUGGUCUCACAUUUCCUUCUCUCCGGACCUGGGACAUACAUGUCUUUGUUAUGAAACUGGGAGUGAGACUAUGUGUGCUAGUAGUGCUCUCUCUCCAAUUUUGGGCUCCAGGACAGGGGCAGGAUCUGGAGCCAGAGCAGGUCCUUGUGUUCUGUGAUGACAAAGAUGUGGAGACAGCUGUGGACUUGGCCCUUGUCAAGUAUAAUGAGAAGCGUCCUUAUGGAAAUCAACUAGCACUCUACCAGAUUCUGGAGGCCUCAACGUCUCAGAAGGACUCAGGCACUCAGUACUUUGUGGAAUUCAAUGGCAGGGUCACUGACUGUCCAGCAGGGGGAAACAAAGUCUGGAAAGACUGUGACUACCUCCCCACUGGGAACAAGGUGCCAAGCCCUUGUAAUGCAACGGUCCACAUGUCAGAGACCGAUAAAGAGGUCCUGGCAGUUUUCUGUGACCCAGUUGUGGAGGCCCCUGUUGUUGCUGAACGCUCCACAUGUCUGGGGUGUCCUAGGGAGAUUGACGUGGACAGUGAGGACCUAAAGGCUCCCGUGACAUACUCCAUCACCAGGUUCAAUGCUGAUUCUGACUCCAGCCAUCACUUUGUCCUGAACAGUGUUGGUUUCGCUACGAGACAGGUGGUUGCUGGAUUCAGGUAUAGACUGAUGUUCGAUAUGAGGAAAAGCAAUUGCUCCAAAGCGGACCACAAAGAGCUGAACGAUGAAUGUCAUCCAGAUCCUGAAGAUGUGGAACUUGCUCACUGCAAUUCUACAGUAGAUGUGGCACCUUGGAGGCAUGAGACUGCAGAAGCAAAUGUGGAAUGUGCACCAGGUCCCCUUCAGAAUUUUGAAGUCUUUAGAAGAAGGCCUCCUGGAUGGUCUCCCUUGAGGAACUUCAACAAUUUUGCUGAAGCAACCCCAGCCUCAACUGCUUCAGCUAAAGAGGAGUCUUUAGAGGAGUCUCAGGAGCUCAGCCCGACUGCUGUCACCACGGCUAGCAGAGACCCAGAGCCAGCCCUGCCCCCCACAACUACUGCAGAGAGCCCUUUCCACUGCCCCUCCAAGCCCUGGAAGCAGUUUGUCCCCCCAACAACCCCCAGCUCUGAACAGGAGAAACGCACAACACCUUUGCCAGUGAUAGAGGAGGGCUUAAGUGAUUUAGACUUGCUGGGAAAAAAAUAAGUGAAUGCUAUAUAAUGCAUUUGUAUCAUAAGCAUACCUGCUGAUUUGAAAUAAAAAGAAUAAUCAUUUUAUUCUCUUUUUGACAAUGCAAUUCAAUCUUACUUUUUCAUUCCCUCAAAGUGCAUCUUGACUGUUUGGCCAUUUGAUACUAAAAAUAAAUAACUAAAUGUAUUCAA